Coregonus clupeaformis (lake whitefish) is the source of this 3875-nucleotide messenger RNA. Its product is annotated as zinc finger protein 419-like. The transcript is spliced from 13 exons. Gene Ontology annotation, biological process: regulation of DNA-templated transcription; telomere capping; regulation of telomere maintenance via telomere lengthening. Gene Ontology annotation, molecular function: telomeric repeat DNA binding; DNA-binding transcription factor activity, RNA polymerase II-specific; RNA polymerase II cis-regulatory region sequence-specific DNA binding. Lineage: Eukaryota; Metazoa; Chordata; Actinopteri; Salmoniformes; Salmonidae. The coding region runs from base 494 to 3493 and encodes 999 amino acids. The record is from RefSeq and is a predicted model, not a curated record. Gene Ontology annotation, cellular component: shelterin complex.
CUUAUAGAAGCAACACAACAUAAGACAAAAAUGACUUUUAUCUUGAGAACUAUCUUGGUCCUUGCAUUUUACACAAAUGGCUGUGCAGGGGACAUUUUAUUGACCCAGACUCCUGCAGUUGUCAUGGUCCAGUCUGGAGAGUCUGCCACGAUCAGCUGUAAAGCCAGUAUUGCCAUUGAUAAUGACUUAGCCUGGUACCAUCAGAAACCUGGAGAAGCUCCUAAAUUCAUCAUUAACUUUCACACAGGUUUUACUUCAGGUCGAUAUCAUGGAACUGGAUAUGAUAUUGAUUUCACUUUGACCAUCAGUGGAGUUCAAGCUGAAGAUGCAGGAGAUUACUACUGUCAGCAGCAUGAAGCUACUCCGUUCACACAGUGAUACAGAGCCAUACAAAAACCUCCCUCAGCUAAAGUUAUCUAAAUCUGCUUGCUGGGGACUUUCACAAAUGUUGUGUUGAACUACAAUAUUAACAUUUAUCAUCACAAGGAAUAUCAUGACAAAUAAAGGCCCCCCUCUUCCUCUCUCCUCUUUGCGACUCUUGGUUUCUCCCCUGCGGCUGAUGUAUUCAUUUGUAUGGCAUGUGGUGAAUCAACGAAAUGUGAUGCACUAUGGGAAGGUCGAGGAGUUUGUAACUGUGGUGACUGAAGCGGUUCCAAAGUUGCUGAGUUACAAACAGAGGGCUCAACUCAUCCUGGGCUUGAGAGCAAGGAUGAUCUUGGAGAUGUUCCGCAAGGAUUGUCCACCUAACCCUCAGGCCAUCCAACGUCUCCUGGGAAAGAUGAACAUCAGUGCGUCCACGGGGCAGCAAGAUGCGGUAGUGGAGGAGUCGCAGGCUAACUUUGUGGCGCUGGUCCAAACCCUUCUGAAAAACCCUUAUGAGAGGAAGCACUUCUUUCAGGAGGAGUUCCAUGCACAGUAUGGUUCCAAGUAUGACACAGCACUGCAGGCCCUUGUAGGAGGCUUGGUCUUCAGACUGGAACAACUGCUAUCUGUGCCAGAUCUCUCCCAGAUAGCAUCUAUGAUCAGUGCUGCCCCCUCUGACCUGGAGGAGUGUGGACAGUCUGUGUCUGACCCUGAGCACCUGAAGAUCCUCCUCCAGCACCAGAACCUGCUAAAUAAAACCCAGUUCAACAAAAAUGGACCCCCACUUCCUCUCUCGUCAUUGCGACUGUUGGUUUCUCCCCUGCGGCUGAUGUAUUCAUUUGUAUGGCAUGUGGUGAAUCAACGCAAUGUGAUGCACUAUGGGAAGGUCGAGGAGUUUGUAACUGUGGUGACUGAAGCUGUUCCAAAGUUGAUGAGUUACAAACAGAGGGCUCAACUCAUCCUGGGCCUGAGAGCAAGGAUGAUCUUGGAGUUGUUCCGCAAGGACCCACCCAACCCUCAGGACAUCCAACGUCUCCUGGAAAAGAUGAAUAUGUUGGGGCAGCAAGAUGCAGUUGUGGAGGAGUCGCAGGCUAACUUUGUGGCGCUGGUCCAAACCCUGCUGAAAAACCCUUAUGAGAGGAAGCACUUCUUCCAGGAGGAGUUCCAUGCACAGUAUGGUUCCAAGUAUGACACAGCACUGCAGGCCCUUGUAGGAGGCUUGGUCCUCAGACUGGAACGACUGCUAUCUGUGCCAGAUCUCUCCCAGAUAGCAUCCAUUAUCAGUGCUGCCCCCUCUGACCUGGAGGAGUGUGGACAGUCUGUGUCUGACCCUGAGCACCUGAAGAUCCUCCUCCAGCACCAGAACCUGCAAACUAAGAUUCAGUUUGUACCUGUCACGUCCUCUGUAGGGGACUGUGUGCUGUCCUCGCUGUCCUUCCGCUUAGCCUGUAGAAUGCAGUCCAUGCAGACAGAUUUUGUCCAGCCAGCAGAAUCAUUAGAAGCCGCUCUAAGCAUCAUGAGCCCUGCCUCCUUCAGUGACUUGGAGGAUCUGGGAAUGAUAUCAGAUGAGUCGGACAAUGCUGGAGCAGUAACUACUGUGGAGGGAGAAGAGCAGAAUGCCAGGGAUAACGGAGGUGGGGUGAAAAAUUCUGUGCUCGACAGUGAAGAACACAAUGCACUGCCAAAGAACGACGUAGUCUCACCUACUCCUCAAAGUGUUAGCAGGCCAGUGGGAGGGCCAACAACAGUAGAGAGCAUGCUUCCAACAGAGAGACACAAAGAGCUUGUAACACUGAUGAAUACUUUCAUCACCGAAGCCUCUCCUUCACAUAGUGUCAUCCCUGCCACGGUCACCGAUGGGAACCAACCGGGUAACCCACCGGUCGAAGUAGCGAGUGUCCACCAGUGGGUCUCCCACAUUGUAAGUAACUCUGUCUCACUCCCUUCCUUGCCACCCCUUCCACAAAACAAUGAUGUAGACAAGGAGAUCCGGUCAGGUGACACAUGUCUUGGAAGCAGUGUGGUAAUUGGGGAUAAGGAAACAGAAGCCAAUCUUUUUGAGAAGGCUGUUAUCCGAAGGAGACUGGUGCCCAAACCACAAAGAAUAACGGUACCCUCGAAAAGGAAAAUCCCUGAGGCAUCCAUCAUUUGCCAGGAGUGUGGGAAGAGUUUUGUCUAUCUGUCUCAGCUUGAAAAUCACCUCCGCAUUCACACAGGAGAGAAACCUUUCAAGUGCACUGAGUGUGGCAGGGCCUUCAGGUCCUUAGGAUACAUGACCAAUCAUAUGAAAAAUCACUCUGAAGCACGGCCAUUUAAGUGUGAUGAGUGUGACAAGUGCUUUCGGAAAAAGGCUGAUCUGAAGAAGCAUGAGCCCAUCCACAUGGGUGCGAAACCACACAAAUGCACCAUCUGCGGAAAGGGCUUCACCCAAGCAUUCUAUUGCAGAAUACACAUCCAGUCUCAUGCAAGUGAAAAUAACUUUCCCUGCACUCAUUGUCCAAAGAGAUUCCCAACCCAAUACAAGCUGUCUGUCCACGAGCGCUGGCACACCAUGGAGCGCCCGUUCAUCUGUGAGCAGUGUGGGAUGCGCUUCUUUCAUCCCAGUGGGCUGAAGAGGCACAUGGGCUAUCACAUUGGGAACCGCCCGUUCCUGUGUUCCCAGUGUGGAAAGACUUUUGUUUAUGAGUUUGACCUGAAGAAACACCAAAGGGACCAUGGCCCCAAGCCCAAGAUCCCAUGCCCUGUCUGCCAGAAGGUGUUUGGCAGCAACGGACUCAUUAAGGCCCACAUGUUUACGCACACCUCUGUAAAACCUUACAGAUGUGACAUAUGCGACAAGACCUUUAAACAGAGCAGCAGCUUGAGCAGUCACAAACGGCUGCACACGGGUGAACGCCCUUACCACUGCGACAUGUGUGGGAAGACAUACAAGCUGAAUCAGCACCUGAAGGAGCACAUCAUUAUCCACCACACGGAGGAGGGGCACCCCUGUGACCAGUGUGGAAAGGUCUUCAAGUUACCACGGCUUCUAAAGGCACAUGAGCGGUUGCACUCAGGAGAGCGAUCUGAGCAGACAAGGAAAUACAGUCACACCAGCCGUCGCAGGAGAAAUUCCUCCAAAAGGAGUUGAUUUUCUGCACAGUGGCUGCCCUCCACACACACAAUGACUGGGAUGCUCUUUUUUUGUCCUGACAAAUUGCCAUUAGCUGUAAUCAUAUUCCUCAUUUUUAGUUGUAGACAUUAGAUUUUUGACCAUUUCGGACCAUAAUUCAGGAUUCCCUAAAUAGACUGAACACUGAAAAAUGGUAUAAUGUCUGGCUUAAUUAAUGCAGCAACAAACAUGCAUCCUGUUCGAUAACAAUUAAUGAUUGUGUCAUUAAAACAUAUGUUUCUGAUGCAUUUUUUGGGAUAGGUUAUUGAAAUUCCAAUGACAUAAGAUGUGGAUUGAUACAGUGAGGGAAAAAAGUAUUUGAUCCCCUGCUGAUUUUGUACGUUUGCCCACUGACAAAGAC